This is a messenger RNA of Mus caroli (Ryukyu mouse), 2592 nucleotides long. It is a transcript of the gene Gpr183, whose product is annotated as G protein-coupled receptor 183. The record is from RefSeq and is a predicted model, not a curated record. Gene Ontology annotation, biological process: B cell activation involved in immune response; G protein-coupled receptor signaling pathway. NCBI's taxonomy places the organism in Eukaryota, Metazoa, Chordata, Mammalia, Rodentia, Muridae. Gene Ontology annotation, molecular function: G protein-coupled receptor activity; oxysterol binding. Gene Ontology annotation, cellular component: membrane.
CAGUGCCAGUGAGCAUCCCUCUUGUCUAUCAGAAGUUAACAGAGACCCAGUCAUCUAGCACCAGGCACAGUGACUGUGACCACUGCUGGAUACAGAAAUGGCUAACAAUUUUACUACCCCACUGGCAACGUCUCAUGGCAAUAACUGUGAUCUCUAUGCACACCACAGCACAGCCAGGAUAUUAAUGCCUCUGCAUUACAGCCUGGUCUUCAUCAUUGGGCUGGUGGGAAACCUGCUGGCCUUGGUUGUCAUUGUUCAAAACAGAAAAAAAAUCAACUCAACCACUCUCUAUUCAAUGAACUUGGUGAUUUCUGACAUCCUGUUUACCACAGCUUUACCCACUCGGAUAGCCUACUAUGCGCUGGGCUUUGACUGGAGGAUAGGUGAUGCCCUGUGCCGGGUAACUGCUCUGGUGUUCUACAUCAACACGUACGCAGGUGUGAACUUCAUGACUUGCUUGAGCAUAGACCGCUUCUUCGCUGUGGUGCACCCUCUGCGCUACAACAAGAUUAAAAGAAUCGAAUAUGCAAAGGGUGUCUGCCUGUCCGUCUGGAUUCUGGUCUUUGCUCAAACACUGCCGCUGCUCCUCAACCCUAUGUCUAAGGAGGAGGGAGACAAGACUACUUGCAUGGAAUAUCCAAACUUUGAAGGGACAGCGUCUCUGCCGUGGAUUCUGCUCGGAGCCUGUCUGCUGGGCUACGUGCUGCCUAUCAUAGUCAUUCUCCUGUGUUACUCUCAGAUCUGCUGCAAACUCUUCAGGACUGCCAAGCAGAACCCACUCACAGAGAAAUCUGGUGUGAACAAAAAGGCUCUCAACACAAUUAUCCUCAUCAUCGUCGUGUUCAUCCUGUGCUUCACACCCUACCACGUGGCCAUCAUUCAGCACAUGAUAAAGAUGCUCUGUUCCCCUGGAGCCCUAGAGUGCGGGGUGAGACAUUCCUUCCAGAUCUCUCUGCACUUCACGGUGUGCCUGAUGAACUUCAACUGCUGCAUGGACCCGUUCAUAUACUUCUUUGCAUGCAAAGGGUACAAGAGAAAGGUCAUGAAGAUGCUCAAACGUCAAGUGAGCGUGUCAAUCUCCAGCGCAGUGAGGUCAGCCCCUGAAGAGAAUUCUCGGGAAAUGACAGAGUCUCAGAUGAUGAUCCACUCCAAGGCCUCCAAUGGAAGGUAAAGGCACUUGGGACUUCACAACACAGCAAGCUGCAGGAUGGGCCCCGCCCACUGACUGGUCUGCUACCAACCAGGAUGCCUUCCACUGCCGCCCCACCGGUCAGACCAGAUCGAGGAAACAAAAAAAGCAAGUUCAACUUCAUAAAUGAAAUAUAAUGUAUAUAAAGGAAGGCUAUCAUCAGUCUCAAUGUAAAAAGAAAUUCUCUGUGAAAUUACUAUUUCUUGUCAAUAGUUUGGCAAAAGGAAGACGACUAAUUGUACUGUAUAUUGCCAGUGUAAAAAUGUUAAUACUGUAAUAUAUGGAACAUACUUCUUAAUUUACACCUCUUUCAAUUUUAGAUAUUGUCUCCUUAGUAAUAUGUUUUUGUUUGUUUGUUUGUUUUGUUCUGAGACAAAUGUUUUAAGAAACAUUUUGUGAGAUAAAGAACAGGAUCGAACAAGAGUAUUAAUAUGUCACUGUCAACCACCAGCAGAACUUCUAAGUAUAAUUAAUGGAAGGUAUAUUUGAAGAGCAAUGGUAGAAAUGCUGGUGAUGACAGAGGUGACAGAAGCAUCAAGCCCUUCCCUGAGCACCCAGGAUAGUGCCUUUGGACCACUGCUCGGAAACACGACAGGGGCUCCCACACAGCAUCCACUGAAAACAUGUGCGUGUGCUACCUUCCUUUCUGGAAUAGAAAACAUGCACAUAUGCUUUGGGACUUUUGUUCAGUUGGUAGUACCUGGUAUCUACACAGUGGUAGAGUGGGCUAUGAGAACUGGAACAAUGGGGAUUACAAUUAUAACUGCCAUGCUUGCAUAAGUAACUCAGGCAGUUAAUGAACAAUUUGUAAAUUAGUAGUUUUCAGGAAUUUUUUCCUUUUUGUAUGUUUGCCUGCAUACAAGUCAGUGCACCACAUGUGAGCAGUGCCUGCAAAAGCCAGAAGAGGGUGUCAGAUCCCCUGGGACUAGAGUUACAGAUGGUUGUGUGUCAUUACGGAGGUGCUGAAAAUCAAACACGGAUCCUCUGGAAGAGCAGCUGGUGCUCUUAACCACUGUACCUUCUCUAAAAACCGUUUUUUCCCCCUUUUGAGACAGAGUCUAGCUAUGUCAGUCUUGCAGGCUUGGAAGUCUCUAUGUAGACAGGCUAGCCUUAGACUGGAGUAUGAACCUCCUGCCUCCUUAGUGAUGGAACCACAGGUGUGCACCAUGUCCUGCUGCGGUUCUCUGUAAUGUUACACACCUGCUUAUACAAAUACGUUAAUGUGUGCAGCAUGGUCUUCCUAAGUUCCUAAGCACUGUUUGCCUGCUCAAAUUUGCUAUGCUCCAGCCCUAAAAUUUCUCCAGUACAGUAUUUCACUUGGCAAUGAUAUCAAUUUAUAUAAUAGGGAAGGAAUAAAACACUAUACCACGAGCCAUAAUUUCAAUUUUUAUUGAGCUGUAUGC